Agrilus planipennis (emerald ash borer) is the source of this 3188-nucleotide messenger RNA. Its product is annotated as chondroitin sulfate synthase 1. Gene Ontology annotation, molecular function: glucuronosyl-N-acetylgalactosaminyl-proteoglycan 4-beta-N-acetylgalactosaminyltransferase activity. Gene Ontology annotation, cellular component: Golgi cisterna membrane. Lineage: Eukaryota; Metazoa; Arthropoda; Insecta; Coleoptera; Buprestidae. The transcript is spliced from 8 exons. The record is from RefSeq and is a predicted model, not a curated record. The coding region runs from base 643 to 2994 and encodes 783 amino acids.
CUGGCGCAGUUGGUAUGUUACCGAUUAACCUGAAAACCAGGCUGCACAUUUGGCUUCACAUCAUUCCGUUGAGCGUUAUGUUAUAGCGUAGAACAUCAUUCCGGCCUAUGCCUAUGUCAGUCCGCUUGAUGUCUAGUCGGUGCCGGGUUCAAAGAAGCAAACGAGGGCUCUUCUUCGUACUGGAAGCCGGUUGUCCAUCCACGGCAGUCGUCUGUGUCUUCUAGAUCUUCGCCAGAAACGUUACGACAAAAUACCGUUCACAAACCGGAAGGCCGCAACAAUAAAAGUCGAAAACUUCUUCGACUAGUCGGCGAACUGUUUUUCAAAAGAAGCGCGUGUGAAAGUUUUGUGAUUUUACUACCAAUAUUAUUGUGAUUUUCGAUAAAUAGCAUCCUCAAAGGGACCCGAUAAGAUAAGGAAUGAUGAGGUGGAGGACUCAUUAAAACGGUCGAUAACGCUGUUUGGUUUUAAUGUCCACACCAAAUUGAACCCAGUUGAGGUAUCGGAAUAUGAUGCGACCAAGACCUAAGUUACACAGAAACAAGUGAUAGCGUGAUCCGACAGCGAUAGACAUUCAGGAUUAGUGUGAUGAACAAUGGGACUGUGUUGUCGCUUAACAAGAACUAAUCGUGAGUUAAUAGUAUGGCUAGAAGACGCAAGUUUUUGCAGUUCUUAAUCGGUUUAAUUUUCGGAAUUUUUGUGAACGUGUAUCUUCAAAGUCGAUCUUCUUGUGACAAAACGCUAGAUUUUCGAGAAGACAUGGCCGCAUGGAAGGAAUCUUCUUCAAACAACGGUCUCCUGUUUGUGGGCGUGAUGACGGCCGAACAAUAUUUAGAAACAAGAGCGAAGACUGUGUACGAAACGUGGGCAAGUCGGGUGCCAGGGAAGAUUAUGUUUUUCAGCUCCGAGAAUUCUUCAAGUUACUCCAUUCCUUUAGUAUCCCUGCCAGGAGUCGAUGAUCGAUACCCCCCACAAGCUAAAUCGUUCAUGAUGCUCAAAUACAUGCAUGAUAACUACAUUGACAGUUACGAGUGGUUCUUUCGAGCAGAUGAUGACGUCUAUGUAAAGACGAACAAGUUGGAGACGUUUCUACGUUCGGUGGACAGCCGAAAGCCAUGGUUUAUAGGGCAGACUGGACGAGGCAACAGCGAGGAAUUUGGUCUUUUGUCUUUGGAAGACGACCAGAACUUUUGCAUGGGCGGCCCCGGGGUCAUUAUGAGCCGAGAAACACUACGACUGAUGGUACCUCAUGUCGAAGAGUGUUUGGGAAAACUGUACACCAGCCAUGAGGACGUGGAGCUCGGAAGGUGUGUUAGACGUUUCGCUGGGAUUUCUUGUACCUGGUCUUAUGAGAUGCAAGUGAUAUUUUAUCACAACCAGAGUGGAAAUUCGGCAUUCUCCGGGAAUUUGAACCACAAGGAGGUUCAUCAGGCGAUAACGAUGCACCCGGUGAAGAAGGCGCCGUUCAUGCGUCGUCUCCAUAAGUAUGUUAAGGGCUUAGAAAUCCACGAAUUGAGACAGGAGAGCGUCGAACUGCACAGGGACAUAGCCAGCUCGAUGUCCUUUUUAGGUUUAAACCUGAGUCAACUGCACAGCGCCGAAAUAGCGGACGACGUGCCACUAUAUCCUUCACCGCCUGGUUCAAAGGGUUAUCUCGGAGAUCCAGAACUACUAGGUGUUCCAGUGGGAUUUACCAGGUACCAGCCAGCUAAUGUAGAUAACGUUCUUGAUUGGGAAUUUAUUUCAAAAUCUCUGUACUCCUACAAGGACAUUAAUCCGAGGCGCAGAAUUGGAUCGUCUCUGAAAGAAGGGUUUCAAGAUGUUGUGAGAGAGGUGAUGGAGCAUAUAAACCGUUUUUCGAAACAACGGGGAAGAGUUAUAGAUUUCAAAGAAAUAUUGUACGCCUACUGUAGAUUAAACGUUUUACAUGGCGCCGAUUACAUACUCGACAUGUCGCUCACCUAUAAAAAAUAUCGAGGCCAUAAAAUGACGGUCCCCGUCAGAAAACACGCAUACUUACAACAAUCAUUUACAGGAAUCUACAUUCGAGAGACGAACUACACUCAGCCCUCAACCCCCUUCCUGCCAGAGCUUCAGCCUCUCAACACAGUCUUGGCCAAGUUCAAAAACAACAUCCCCAUCCUGUUCACAAACGACAAUGACGUUUCGAAAACCAAAGUCACCUUCAUCCUCCCUCUGAGCGGCCGCUUCGAAACGUUCCGGAGAUUCAUGAUGAUCUACGAUCGAGUGUGUCUUUCCGAAGACGAAAACACACAACUGCAGGUUGUGCUUCACAAAACCGAAACGACAUUAGAGGACUAUCAGAACACAAUAAACCUCAUUCACAAAUUCAGACAAAAGUACGUAAAUUCCAACAUUAACUUUACAGUGAUCGAAGAGACGUUUUCCCGCGGUCACGCACUGCAAACGGGGGUGACUAGUGUGAGGGAUGACGAUAGUAUAUUGCUUUUUAUUGACGUCGAUAUGGUGUUCACCAAAUCCGUGCUGAACAGGGUGCGCCUUAACACCGUGAAGUCAAAGAGCGUUUAUUUUCCAAUUGUUUAUAGUCUCUACAGUCCUGUGAUAACCCAGUUCCAGAACGACGUGUCCCAAUACUUGGAUUACCCCGCGAACAUCGUGAACGAAAGACACGGAUUCUGGAGACAAUUCGGGUUCGGUAUCGUAAGCCUGUUCAAAUCGGAUUUUAUAAAUUUGGGGGGUUUUAAGACUUCUAUCGUCGGAUGGGGAAUGGAGGAUGUAACUUUCUUCGACGAGGCUGUUAAAUCGACCUUAAAAAUAGUGAGAUGCAUCGAUCCGGAACUGGUGCACUGGUAUCAUCCCGUGGGAUGCGACAGCGGCCUGGGAAAGUUCCAAAGGGACAUGUGCAUAGGGACCAAAGCAGCCAUUUUCGGAUCUUUGAACGAUACGCAAAAUAUCUUCCUCAAAUAUAGCGACGAACUGUUAUUACGGAAAGGCGACGACAAGAAUAGGUAAUGUUUAGGCAAAAAUCCGAAAUGGAACUUGUGUGAUCCAGUUGAAUUUUGUUUGCCAAUAAAUACUCAUUAAUUAAACGGAUAAGGUAGUUAUAGUAAUUAAUAAAGAAUAUAAUGUUCCUAUAAUGCAAUUAUUCUAUCAUUGACGUUGAUUAUCGUAUUAUUUAUUAUUUAAACAAAACAAUUGCAGCUCUU